GCCCGCUCUAACGGCUGAAACCAACGCCAACGGCUAAACUCCAACCGACAAAACCUUCGUUGUUGUUCGAUCCAAGCCUUUUCCCUACUCCUGCGAAUCUUGACCCGCGUCUGGUCCUCAAUUCCCGCCUUAAUUCAGACACGUCCGCCUCUUGCGGAAUGGAAACCGACGUCUCCCUUUUCCUCCUCUUCGAUCCCUCCCCUCCCCUCCCAAAUCCGAAAGAACCGUCUCCCUCAGGAGGUUUUUCGAUCUUCUGGGGCCAUUUCCUUGUUUAAACUGGAUCAAUUUGAUAAGUUAUUUGUUUUUUAUGGUGAAAUUUGUAGUUUGUUCGACGAGAUUUUGCCCAUUUGAUGAAUCGAGGGACUUAGUUCUUUAUGCCCAUCAUUUUUUGACUAUAGUGGAUGCUGUAAAUUUUUUGGAAGAAUCCACAGGUACGUACGCUAGCUAGAGGGUUUCUUUAUCGAGAAAUGAGCUGCUUUUCUUGUUUUAACGCGCCGGCGGUCGACGACGCCGGCGAGAGGAGGGUAUCAAGAAAGAUUCUGGAGGCAGGGAAGAGGCCGGCUCCUGUGGCAGUUGCUCCGACGAGGGUCAGCGAGACAUCCCCAAAGCCCGAAAAUCUCCCUCAGAAGACCUCAACAGGGAAUGCAGCUGAAGCAGCACCUAAAAAGGAAACCGGAAAUGGAAAUAUUGCUUCGCAAACAUUUACAUUCCGCGAGCUAGCUACAGCUACCAGGAAUUUCCGUGCUGACUGCCUGCUAGGAGAAGGGGGCUUUGGUAGAGUUUAUAAGGGACAUCUUGAGAAAACUAACCAGCUUGUGGCUGUUAAGCAACUAGACAGGAAUAGUUUGCAAGGCAACAAAGAGUUUCUUGUGGAGGUCUUGAUGCUCAGUCUCCUCCAUCAUCAAAAUCUGGUCAAUCUUAUCGGGUAUUGCGCUGAUGGAGAUCAGAGACUGUUGGUGUAUGAGUAUAUGCCCUUAGGUUCCCUGGAAGACCAUCUGCUUGAGAUCCCUCCUGAUCAGAAACCACUAAGCUGGUAUACUAGAAUGAAUAUAGCUUACGGCGCUGCUAAAGGUCUAGAAUACUUGCAUGAGAAGGCCAGCCCACCUGUGAUCUAUCGCGAUCUAAAAUCAUCCAAUAUCUUACUUGAUGAAAGUUAUCAUCCAAAGCUUUCUGAUUUUGGACUAGCCAAAGUUGGCCCAGUAGGAGAUAAACUGCAUGUCUCGUCGAGGGUGAUGGGCACAUAUGGCUACUGUGCACCAGAGUAUGCAAGAACAGGUCAGCUCACUUUGAAGUCGGAUGUAUACAGUUUUGGAGUCGUUUUAUUGGAGCUAAUCACAGGGAGAAGAGUCAUUGAUACAACCAAGGAUAAGGACGAACAGAAUCUGGUCGCUUGGGCACAGCCCAUAUUCAAAGACCAGAAGCGGUAUGCAGAGCUUGCCGACCUGCUUCUCCAAGGGGACUACUCUGAGAGAGGCUUGAAUCAAGCUGUUGCUGUGGCUGCCAUGUGCCUGCAAGAGGAAGCUGAAGUCCGGCCAUUCAUGGCUGAUGUUGUUGUGGCCUUAAGCUUCCUCACUGGAGAACCGGCUGCUUAUGAAGAGAGCUGUUCUCAAUCCUCCCAAUCCACACCAAGGGAAGAAGAUAUCGAACCAGAUGAACACGGCUUGCAGGAUUUGAGUGCUUUCGAUCGGCAGCGUGCGGUGGCAGAGGCCAUCCGAUGGGGUUCGAAUUCAAGACAACCAGGGGGGCUAGCAUCAAACUGCUGGUUCGUUGUAAUAUAAGAGAUUGUUUGAAUUUGGUCUUGUAGUUAUACAAGUAUAGCUCAUUCCUUUCAUCCAAAAGAUCGAAGGGACAUCUUUUGCAACUUGAUCCAUUUUCAAAAAUAACAUGUCGAUGGUAGUUUCCAUCA
Molecule: messenger RNA, 1906 nt
Organism: Phoenix dactylifera (date palm)
Lineage: Eukaryota; Viridiplantae; Streptophyta; Magnoliopsida; Arecales; Arecaceae
Source: RefSeq, a predicted model, not a curated record